AUGAGCGCAAUUAUCCCAAGUCCACCUCCUGCGAGUGAAACUGUUGGACUAUUCGUCCAAGAAUUAACACCUAUUGGAAACAGUCUUGUUGGGUCAUUCUUUGUAGGCUUAAUACCACUAUUACUCGUUCUUGUUCUCUUAGGUAUCUUCAAAGUACCUGCUCAUUAUUCUUCUGCCUCUGGACUUGUAGUUUGUAUAUUCAUUGCUAUAUUUGCUUGGCAUAUGCCAGCACAAAAAGCGUUCGAAUCUAUAGGCAAUGGAAUUGUAUUUGCAAAUUGGCCUAUUAUGUGGAUAGUAGUGAAUGCAAUGUUUAUUUAUAACACCGCUGUUUACUCUGGAAUUUUUGAAUACUUUCGUCGAUGGAUGCUGACUUAUACGCCUCCAGAUAAGCGUAUCAUCUUGCUUAUUGUUGGAUAUAGCUUUGGUGCUCUCUUGGAAGGUGUUGCUGGAUUUGGAACUCCUGGUGCCAUUUGUUCUUCAUUGAUGGUGUCGUUAGGAUUUGAUCCACUAGAUGCGCUGACGUAUACGCUGAUUUUCGAUACAACGCCUGUCGCAUUUGGCGCUUUAGGUAUUCCAGUUACAACAUUAGCUGCCAUCACAGGAUUACCUGUUAUGAAGUUGUCUGCCAUGAUGGGCCGUCAGUUACCUCUGCUUAGUCUGUUUUUGCCUUCCUAUGCUUUAAUCUUUUAUGCAGGAUUCCGUGCAGGGUUCUUGGAAUGCUGGCCAGCUGCAUUAGUAGCAGGGCUAUCGUUUGCAGUGAUACAGGCUAUUUUUGCAAAUUUAGUGGGUCCAGAGCUCCCUGAUUUGAUCGCUGGAUUGGUAUCCCUAAUCUCACUGAUUGCCUUUGUUCAAUUUUGGAAACCCAAAUAUAGGCCAGAAUAUCAUGCAAAGCUUAUAGGAACAGAUCGUACUCGUACGGAUGAAGAAAGUCAUCAUAUGGGUAGUAUUCAUUCAAGCACAGAACCCAAAGAAGAAAAGGAACAGAUUGAGGAUGUAAACCAGCAGACUGAAAAGGAUCAUCCAAGUAUGGAAAUUCAAAAACCAAAUCUUAGAGAAACCCUGUUAGCUUGGAGUCCCUGGACAAUCAUUGUCAUUGUCGUUAUUGUGUGGACAUUUGCCAAAGUCAAUAGCUAUGGGAGAGUCUUGGUUCAUUGGCCACACCUUCACCAGGAAGUGUACCUUACUCUUUAUCAGAAAAAAUACGAUGCAAUAUGGACAUUUGAGCCCUUAGCUACUGGAACUGCCAUCCUUGUUUCGGCAAUACCAUUCUGUGCACUUGUAUUAUGGAAUGGAUCUCAUCCUAGAGUGUUUUGGAUGGCCCUUAGAGAUACAGCAAAGCAGUUAUUUUUGCCUAUUCUCACAGUAUCGUUUAUCAUGGCUUUUGCUUAUCUUUACAAUUACUCUGGUAUUGCCUACACAAUAGGUUUGACCCUUUCAUCUGUAGGCAGAGCGUUUCCUUUUCUUUCAGCCUGGUUAGGAUGGUUUGCUUGUUUCUUAUCUGGAAGCGAUACUUCGGCCAAUUCACUCUUUGGUAAUCUUCAAGUUGUAGCAGCAAAGGAAAUUGGAUUAUCUGCUAUCUUAAUGGCAUCCACAAACUCUAGUGGUGCAAUUACAUCCAAAAUGAUUUCACCACAAAAUUUAACUACAGGUGUAUCGACCAUUGGACUACAAGGUCAAGAGGGUAGGGUACUAAGACGCACUAUUUUUCAUUCUGUCUUUAUGGUAUGCUUAGUUGGUGCCAUGGCUUGUGUACAACAAUAUGGCAUACCUGGAAUUAUUCCACCUUAA
This is a messenger RNA of Rhizopus microsporus ATCC 52813, 1788 nucleotides long. Its product is annotated as lactate permease. The coding region runs from base 1 to 1788 and encodes 595 amino acids. Lineage: Eukaryota; Fungi; Mucoromycota; Mucoromycetes; Mucorales; Rhizopodaceae. The record is from RefSeq and is a predicted model, not a curated record. The transcript has 9 exons. Gene Ontology annotation, molecular function: lactate transmembrane transporter activity; solute:proton symporter activity. Gene Ontology annotation, biological process: lactate transport. Gene Ontology annotation, cellular component: plasma membrane.